Molecule: messenger RNA, 681 nt
Organism: Aspergillus neoniger CBS 115656
Lineage: Eukaryota; Fungi; Ascomycota; Eurotiomycetes; Eurotiales; Aspergillaceae
Exons: 1
Coding region: 16-681 (221 amino acids)
Source: RefSeq, a predicted model, not a curated record
CUUGAACCAGUCAACAUGGCUGCUCCUCCCGCCUCAAACUUCUUCUACCACACCCGCCCCGGCAAACAAAACAGCCGAUCUCCUCCUCGUCGAUUCAGACCUAAUGGACCAAAACAAUCUCCUCCAUUCAUCCGUACCAACAACACCCCCUCCAACGCUCCUCAACAUCAGAGGCAGCCGAACCCUCACUACAAGUCAAACUCUGGCAUCUCCAAGCCAGCACCUCGAAAGCCUCAUCGCGAGGUCGAUGGAGACAUCUCCAUGACCGACGUCUUCGUCAAGCCUCAACCUCAAAAGAGGCAGCCUCCUCCAACCAAGACCCAACCAAACACUGGCCGUAAAGCCAACUACAACAACAACAUCAACAACCGCAAAUCAACCGACGGGGAUACCAUCAUGCUCGACGCAUGCCCCAUGUCUCAGAAUCUUAAGAGACAUCUCAACAAUACCAACAACACCAACACACCUCACCAAUACCGACGCGGCACACCCACUAAGCCCGCCCCUAAGAGACCAUUCUCUAAGGACUUCGAUGGGGACACACCCAUGUUCGACAUCCUCGACAUGGUCCCCACCCCAGUCAAUCUACCUGUCCUCCAACCGAUACAGCUACCAUGCUACCCAAUAACCAACCUUCCCGUCGACUUCGACGGCGACUCCAUGAUGCUCGAAGCCUUCUAA